AUCCAGGGCGUCGUGAGACACAAGAAGCGUGUCCCCGAGACAUGCUGAGACAGAAGACACGAUGGCGAACCACGUGUGGAAACUAACACGGGACCGAGAAGCCAUGGAGCUGUGUGUCCGGCGGGACAGCGACAUCUCCGGGGACGAGAUCUCCUCCGACAGCGAGUUGUCCUUCGACUCCGAGGCGGAGGAGGACAUGUUCCUGGACAGGAAGGACAUCAAGAGGGAACCAUCUGAUGUGACCUGGGAGCCAGAGUCUUCACAGCCAGCCAGCAAGCGUCCACGUGGAGAGGAGGAGCAGGACAGCAGGACAAGACCGAGAGGCAGAGGACGGGGGGGCAGCAGCAGAGCCAGGUUGUCCACCAGCACACCUGGAGAGAGGUGGAAUGAUGUGGACGAUCCGGACAUCACACCACCACAGCCCACCUUCUGCCCCGCCCAGUCACCAGGACCCCAGCUGGUACGCUCAGCUACCUACACGGCCCUGCAGCUGUUUCAACUCUACUUCACCAGCUCCGUUUUACAGACAAUAAUUCAAAACACGAAUGAGUUUGGCUCGACAGCCAACAGCCGGUGGACUGAUGUGACAAUGGAGGACAUGUUUUCAUACAUGUCCUUGGUUAUUUACAUGGGUGUAGUGAAAUGCUCUGCACAUGCAGAUUACUGGCGACAGGAUCAACUGUACAACUUGCCGUUCCCCAGACAGGUGAUGAGCUGCAGGAAGUUCCUCCGGAUCACCAGGGCACUUCACCUCAGCAGCUUGAAGGAGGACGCUGCUAACGAGAAGAAGAGAGGCACAGCCGCCUACGAUCGACUCAGCAAAAUAAAACCACUCUACGAGGAGAUGAGGGAAGCCUGCAAAAGGAACUACCAGCCGAGGCAAGACAUUGUCAUCGAUGAGCGAAUGGUUUCCUCCAAAGCCAGCACUGGACUCCCAUCGAAGAAGGGCUACAGGCUGUUCGUCCUGGCGGACUCAACGAGCGGUUACACGUGGGACUUCUUUGUCUACGAGGGAAAGCUGCAGGGAAAUAGUGGCAACGGGGUCACUUACGAUUGUGUGAUGGCGUUCCUCGACCCACGGCUGCGGGGCUCGGGCUACAAGCUCUUUGUGGACAAUUUUUAUACCAGUCCCGCCCUUUUCCUUGACCUCCUUGAGAUGAAGGUGUGGGCGUGCGGAACCAUCCGCAAGAACAGACUUGGUGUCCCAGAAACCGAUGUCCACGUUCUGGACUCAAAAUCUCCCCUUGGCAGUAUUCGCUGGAUCCGGAGGGACUCUGUCCUCUUUGUCCAGUGGCGAGACACGAAGGACUUCUUCAUGUGCUCGACCAUCCACACGGCCCAUUCGGAGGAGACAGUCCAGAGGAAAGUCCAAGGUGCUGAUGGGCGGCGGGCAGUGAAGGACAUCCCAGUCCCACCAGCAGUGAACGAGUACAACGGGUGUAUGGGUAGAGUGCACGUCUCUGACGGCCAGAUGGGAUUAUACAAGGUCCUCCACAAGACCACCAAGUGGUACAUGAAGUUCUUCUACUAUUUCAUGGACAUCGGGAUUGUGAAUGCCUUUCUCCUCCACAAGGACCUGGCGAAGAGCCGAGGAGCCAGACCUCUGAGCCAGAAGGUCUUCAGGGAGACCCUCAUCGAGGAGCUGGCAGAGGCGGGGUCUCCCUCCACAUCCACACGUGUACCACCUCCUGCUCCAGUCUCAGUACAUCACAGGCCGGUGUAUAUCACUGGGCACAGCACCAAUGGUCGGCUGGCUUGCAGGAAGUGCCACGCAAAGACGCCGGUGAAGUGCCGCUCCUGCAACGUGCCGUUGUGUCUUCUCCCCCAUCGUGACUGCUACAACGAGUGGCAUGAGGCCCAAAACCUGUAAACUGUUUAUAUGUGUAAAUGUAAAUAGUUUGCCGUGCUUUCAAUUUA
Messenger RNA from Platichthys flesus (European flounder), 1917 nucleotides. Its product is annotated as piggyBac transposable element-derived protein 4-like. The record is from RefSeq and is a predicted model, not a curated record. NCBI's taxonomy places the organism in Eukaryota, Metazoa, Chordata, Actinopteri, Pleuronectiformes, Pleuronectidae. The transcript has 3 exons. The coding region runs from base 62 to 1870 and encodes 602 amino acids.